Messenger RNA from Panicum virgatum (switchgrass), 1171 nucleotides. RefSeq lists its product as uncharacterized. The record is from RefSeq and is a predicted model, not a curated record. The transcript has 2 exons. NCBI's taxonomy places the organism in Eukaryota, Viridiplantae, Streptophyta, Magnoliopsida, Poales, Poaceae. Bases 255 to 734 code for a protein of 159 amino acids.
ACUCCCACGCUGUGGAGGGCCUUAAAGCGCCCCCCCCCCCCCCCCCCCCCCCCGGCCGAACACAGCGCCCAGAGGCCGCCGCGAGAGAGCCGCAGUCAACAAAGCCUCAGCUCUGCUCCUCCUCCGUCUCUGCCCCUCUUCCUCCUCGUCGUCCAUUGGUGCCGCUGCUCUCCGAGCUUCUCGCCGCCGCCUCAGCACAGCACGGCACCGGCACAGCACAAAAGCCGGGCAGCAUCAGGGCGAAGGCGAAGGCGAUGGAGGUGGAGGCGAUGCUGGAGGACGACGUGUUCUUCGCCGAGCUCAGCAAGCGGAUAUCGCUGCUCAUCACCGACGACGACGAGGGCGCCGCCGACUUCGCCGCCGCCGCGCAGUUCAUCCCCGCCGCCGCCGCCGCCGCGCCCCUCACGGGGUUCGCGUCGCUCGGCCAUGUGCCGCCGCGGCAGCAGCAGGGGGGCGCCUCGUCGUUGCUGGUGCCACCGCCCUACACGUUGUACCACCACCACCACGGCGCCAGCUACGGCGGGGACAGCGCCGCCAGGGCGGCGGCGUGGCAGCAGCACGGCAGCAAGGGCACCGGCGUGUUCAUCCCGCGGUCCACGCCCGGGGCCGCGCACCCCAAGAAGAAGAGCAAGAACAGGGGCGCCGCCGCCGCCGCCGCCGCCAAGGCCGCGCGGGCGGCGCAGGCCGGCGCCAACGCCCUGGCCGCCGGCGGGCCCGCCAAGAAGCGCGCCUGAUGUGAAGACCUGAACCUUUCAUCAUCGGCAUGAAUCAAAAACGAGAAAAAAAAAAGCACAACUAACUCCAGAUGCAGUGCAACAACAGUGCCAGCGGGACCGGGCCGGGCCGGAUUAGUUAAUCUGUUUAAUUAAUUAUUAAUUUAAGUUAUUAUUACCACUGGUAUUAUAUGGUAAAUAAUAAGCCAAGGGAGGGGGGGGGGGGAGGAACAUGGGCCGGGGGCGCCGCCGCGCAAAUAAUCUGUGUGCAUAGUGGCUGGUGGCGCCGUAGUUCCUUUCCUUUUUUUUAAUCGGGCGAUUUAUUAAUUAUUUUCUAUUUCUUUCUUCCAACCAUUUUUGUAAGAUGAUGAAGUGAAUUCGAUUGGUGUACUACUAGUACUAGUGCUGGAUGGAAGAGAGUGGAAAUGUCAAUGAACAAAUGAUUGGUGGUGCUACUA